CUCUCUCAUAAGCCACGACGACGACGAACGACGAUACAAUACAAUCGGAAACUUAACAGAUUUUGUCUCCGGCGAGAUCUCAAUCUGAUCCUUCACGGUGGCGUCGACGUCCGGGCAACAACAAGCUCUCUCGAGAAGAAAGCCAUUAUCAUCAUCAUCUCCUCCUUCGCCAUUAGCAGCUUCGGCUGUUCGGGCUCCCGCGGCGAGGAAACCGAGUCUUGAGUAUCCGUUUUGGCAGCAGAACUGGUUUAUUGGUUUGCUAUUCUUCAUGGCUUUAGGAUUCUUCUGUCUCGCUAUCUUCCUUUACCUUAGUCUCGAUCCGGAUUCUGGUUACACGUCUGCUUCUGCCGCCGCUUCUGGUAAAGAAGGUGUCGAGAUUACUUAUGGAAGUGCGAUCAAACUGAUGCAUGAGAAAACUAAGUUUAGACUGCAUUCUCACGAUGUGCCGUAUGGAUCCGGAAGUGGUCAGCAAUCAGUUACUGGGUUUCCUGGUGUUGUUGAUUCCAACAGCUAUUGGAUUGUCAAACCAGUUCCUGGGACUACAGAUAAGCAAGGUGAUGCUGUCAAGACUGGGGCAACCAUUAGAUUGCAGCACAUGAAGACCAGGAAAUGGCUCCACAGUCACCUGCAUGCAUCCCCAAUAUCAGGGAACUUAGAGGUUAGCUGCUUCGGAGAUGAUUCAAAUUCUGACACAGGGGAUCACUGGAAGCUUACAAUCGAAGGAAGUGGGAAGAUAUGGAAACAGGACCAGAGAGUCCGUCUUCAACACAUAGACACUAGUGGCUACCUCCAUAGCCAUGACAAGAAGUACCAACGUAUAGCCGGUGGUCAACAAGAGGUCUGUGGAAUUCGGGAGAAGCGGGCGGAUAACAUUUGGUUGGCAGCAGAAGGAGUCUACCUUCCUCUUAACGAGAGCAGCAAGUAAGGUGAAGAGAGCAAUAACUUCUCUGGAGGACUUUGAAUCUCAUCUUUACUAUCUAAAACUCAGAAACAAGGAAAUAGAGAUAUAUAUUUGCUAAUUUUCGAUUGAGAAUACUUUUAGUCGCACGAAUAUAUAUUGUUUUGGUAGAUAUCUUGCGGUUAUCUC
This is a messenger RNA of Capsella rubella, 1087 nucleotides long. RefSeq names its product stromal cell-derived factor 2-like protein. Bases 269 to 925 code for a protein of 218 amino acids. The record is from RefSeq and is a predicted model, not a curated record. NCBI's taxonomy places the organism in Eukaryota, Viridiplantae, Streptophyta, Magnoliopsida, Brassicales, Brassicaceae. The transcript is spliced from 6 exons.